Messenger RNA from Balaenoptera ricei (Rice's whale), 1786 nucleotides. RefSeq names its product solute carrier family 1 member 6 (gene SLC1A6). Bases 92 to 1786 code for a protein of 564 amino acids. Gene Ontology annotation, molecular function: neutral L-amino acid transmembrane transporter activity; L-glutamate transmembrane transporter activity; glutamate:sodium symporter activity. Gene Ontology annotation, cellular component: plasma membrane. Gene Ontology annotation, biological process: L-glutamate transmembrane transport. The record is from RefSeq and is a predicted model, not a curated record. The transcript is spliced from 10 exons. NCBI's taxonomy places the organism in Eukaryota, Metazoa, Chordata, Mammalia, Artiodactyla, Balaenopteridae.
GCUUCUCUGGGCUCCGGCUUCUGCCUCCCGGCGCAGCGCGUAGGCGGACACGCGGGCAGGCCGCCCCCGCAGCUCCUGGCCCUGGUAGACGAUGAGCAGCCAUGGCAACAGCUUGUUUCUGCGGGAGAGUGGCCAGCGGCUGGGCCGGGUCGGCUGGCUGCAGCGGCUGCUGGACGGCCUGCAGCAGAGAGCGCUGCGAACGCGCUUGCGCCUGCAAACCAUGACGCUUGAGCACGUGCUGCGCUUCCUGCGCCGGAACGCCUUCAUCUUGCUGACCGUCAGCGCCGUGGUCAUUGGGGUCAGCCUGGCCUUUGCCCUGCGCCCGUACCAGCUCAGCUAUCGCCAGAUCAAGUACUUCUCUUUCCCUGGAGAGCUUCUCAUGAGGAUGCUGCAGAUGCUGGUGCUGCCACUCAUUGUCUCCAGCCUGGUCACAGGUAUGGCGUCCUUGGAUAACAAGGCGACAGGGCGGAUGGGUAUGCGGGCAGCUGUAUACUACAUGGUGACCACCGUCAUCGCGGUCUUCAUCGGCAUCCUCAUGGUCACCAUCAUCCAUCCUGGGAAGGGCUCCAAGGAGGGGCUGCACCGAGAGGGCCGGAUCGAGACCAUUCCCACGGCCGAUGCCUUCAUGGACCUGGUCAGAAAUAUGUUUCCGCCCAACCUUGUGGAGGCCUGCUUCAAACAGUUUAAGACGCAGUACAGCACGAGGUUGGUAACCAGGACCAUUGUGAGGACAGAAAAUGGAUCUGAGCUGGGCACCUCCAUGCCUCCUUUAUCCUCAAUGGAGAACGGAAGCAGCCUCUUGGAAAAUGUCACACGGGCCAUGGGCACCUUGCAGGAGGUGCUGAGCUUUGAGGAGACUGUGCCUGUGCCUGGCUCAGCCAAUGGCAUCAACGCCCUGGGCCUUGUGGUCUUCUCGGUGGCCUUUGGGCUGGUCAUCGGUGGCAUGAAACACAAGGGCCGAGUCCUGCGGGAUUUCUUCGACAGCCUCAAUGAGGCUAUUAUGAGGCUGGUGGGCAUCAUUAUCUGGUAUGCACCUGUGGGCAUCCUGUUCCUGAUUGCUGGCAAGAUCCUAGAGAUGGAAGACAUGGCCGUCCUGGGGGGUCAGCUGGGCAUGUACACCCUGACCGUCAUCGUGGGUUUGUUCCUUCAUGCCGGUGGCAUCCUGCCUCUCAUCUACUUCCUCAUCACCCAUCGGAAUCCUUUCCCCUUCAUUGGGGGAAUACUGCAGGCCCUCAUCACUGCCAUGGGCACGUCUUCCAGCUCGGCGACACUGCCCAUCACCUUCCGCUGUCUGGAGGAGGGCCUGGGUGUGGACCGCCGCAUCACCAGGUUUGUGCUGCCUGUGGGGGCCACCGUCAACAUGGAUGGCACUGCCCUCUAUGAGGCCCUGGCCGCCAUCUUCAUUGCUCAAGUCAACAACUACGAGCUCAACCUGGGUCAGAUCACAACUAUCAGUAUCACGGCUACAGCAGCCAGCGUUGGGGCUGCUGGCAUCCCCCAGGCAGGUCUGGUCACCAUGGUCAUUGUGCUCACGUCAGUCGGCCUGCCCACUGAAGACAUCACACUCAUCAUAGCUGUGGACUGGUUCCUUGAUCGACUUCGCACCAUGACCAAUGUGCUGGGGGACUCUAUUGGAGCAGCCGUCAUUGAGCAUUUGUCUCAGCGGGAGCUGGAGCUGCAGGAAGCUGAACUCACCCUCCCCAGCCUGGGGAAGCCCUACAAGUCUCUCAUGGCACAAGAGAAGGGGGCGUCCAGGGGACGGGGAGGCAACGAGAGUGCCAUGUGA